AAAGAAGAAUGAAAGAUAAAUUGGUGGUUGAUUUAAAAGCCCCCCUCUUGAGACCUCCCCAAAUUAAUAAUCCCCACAACCCAAAUCUCUCUCCCUCUCUCUCAUUAUACAGUACAGAGUACUAGUGUCCCUUAAAAAAAUUCAAACUUUGCAAAUCUCUCCAUCAACCCACAAAUUCGAUUGAUUUAUCAGACCAUUUAAACAAUUUCGAUAUUGAUUUGAUGUGUUAAAAGGAAACUGUACCAAUUCCAAGUAGGUUUGUUUUGUCAAGGACAGACUUAAUUAGGAAGCAAUCUCCUUCUUUCCUUCUUUCCUUCUCUUUGGUGUGUAUAUGUAAAGAGAGAGAGAGAUCAUUUCUUCUUAUCUUUCUGUUUUAUAACUAACCAAAUCUCUUUCUCAAAUCAUGGAAUUUUAUGCAUACCCAUCUCGUUCUUUGCCUCCUUCAUCAACAAUUUCAUCUUUUUCUAUAUCUAAUCUGGUGUUUAAGGUCAAAGAAUAUUUCAGCUCUGCAGUUUCUGUUAUCUUGGGGAAUGUUUUCUCUGCUAUCUUUACCUUUUUCUUUGCAUUAGUGGGUACUUUGUUAGGGGCCAUGACUGGAGCUUUAAUAGGCCAAGAAACGGAGAGUGGCUUUGUUCGCGGGGCUGCGGUGGGAGCCAUUUCUGGUGCUGUUUUCUCCAUUGAAGUCUUCGAAUCAUCCCUCGUUCUUUGGCAGUCGGACGAAUCUGGCCUCGGCUGUCUUUUGUACUUGAUAGAUGUCCUUGCAAGCCUUUUAAGUGGUAGGCUUGUUCGUGAGAGGAUCGGUCCAGCUAUGCUAAGUGCAGUGCAGAGCCAGAUGGGAGCUGUUGAAACAAGCUUUGAUGAUGUGCACAACAUAUUCGACAUUGGUGGUGCCAAGGGUUUGGCAGGAGAUUCUGUUGAGAAAAUUCCCAAGAUCAGAAUUACAAGAGAUCACAAUGUAGAUGCUUCUGGCGAGAAAAUCUGUUGUUCAGUUUGCCUCCAGGAUUUUCAGCUCGGAGAGACUGUUAGAAGUUUACCUCAAUGUCAUCACAUCUUUCACCUACCUUGCAUUGAUAAAUGGCUGGUGAGACAUGGUUCAUGCCCAUUAUGCAGAAGAGAUCUAUAAUCGAGGCUUUAUUUGUAAAUAACAAUAUGAGAAGAGUCGUUUUGUUUGUAAUUUUAAGUGGUAGGUGACCUUCCUAUGUUGUCAUUUACCCUCAGCUAUACCAGUUUUUCAGAUAGUCAUUUUGUAGAUAGUUCAAGAAGUUACCAUGAGCUUGAUCAUUGUACAUGAUCGUGCACUGUAUAAAUUUUAACGUUUACUACUCUCUGUAACUGUUGCAUAUCGGACUCCCAUUGUUAAGUACCCUGCUUAUCAGUUGAAUGGCAUUGCAUCUCUUAAUUUUUCGGAUA
Messenger RNA from Daucus carota subsp. sativus, 1410 nucleotides. RefSeq names its product NEP1-interacting protein-like 1. The record is from RefSeq and is a predicted model, not a curated record. The transcript is spliced from 5 exons. NCBI's taxonomy places the organism in Eukaryota, Viridiplantae, Streptophyta, Magnoliopsida, Apiales, Apiaceae. The coding region runs from base 404 to 1123 and encodes 239 amino acids.